GAAGUCUGUGCUGGUCAACUGGAGCUGCGGGGAGCCUGGGCAUUUCCAGGACCAAUGCCCUACGAUGGAGGUGGAGACAUUGGUCUGGUUCCCCGACAUGACACAGGCUGCCCCCGAUCGAGCAGAUGACCAGGCUGAGCAGCGCUCCUGUCUCAUUUGUGGAGACCGCGCAACAGGACUGCACUAUGGUAUUAUUUCCUGCGAGGGCUGCAAGGGCUUCUUCAAACGCAGCAUCUGUAACAAACGAGUCUACCGAUGCAGCCGCGAUAAGAACUGCGAGAUGUCGCGCAAACAACGCAACCGCUGCCAAUACUGCAGGCUUCUCAAGUGCCUGCAGAUGGGAAUGAACCGCAAAGCAAUCAGAGAGGAUGGCAUGCCAGGCGGACGAAACAAAAGCAUCGGCCCCGUACAGAUUUCCGAUGAGGAAAUCGAAAGGAUUAUGUCCGGACAGGAGUUUAAAGAUGAAGCUAACAUGCCAGAACACACAUGGGGAAACAACGGUGACAGUGACCACAGUUCCCCUGGCAAUGGUGUCUCCGAUGGGAACCAGCCCUCUCCUGUCUCCACACUUUCAUCCAAUCGCUCUGUGGAGCUGAAUGGUUAUACGGCUGCUUUGAGGGAACAGUACAUUGGCAAUGCUAUGGCCCAACACUUCCAGUUCCUGCCCCAUCUGUUUGGAUACGCCGCCCAGCCACGGAGUCUGUACCCUCAGAGUCAUACCCUCAUCAGCCAGCUGGUGGCAGCAGAGGAGCUGGCCCCUCUUGGCACGCCCAUGCUCAUCGAGGACGGGUAUCGGGUCACUCAGGUGGAGCUCUUUGCCCUGUUGUGUCGGCUGGCGGAUGAGCUGCUCUUCAGACAGAUCUCCUGGAUCAAGAAGCUUCCUUUUUUCUGUGAGCUGUCCAUUGAGGACUACACACAGCUCCUGAGUGCUACCUGGCAGGAGCUCAUCCUUCUGGCCUGUCUGACGGUCUACAGCGCACAGGUGCUGGGUGAUCUCGCCAACGUUACUGACAAAUACACUCCGUCAGAUGACGAGUUGCAGAGUUUCAGUGAGGAUGGCAUGGAGGUGAUGGAGAAGCUGAUCUAUCUGUUCCGUAAGUUCCAUCAGAUGAAGGUCAGCAAUGAGGAGUAUGCCUGCAUGAAGGCCAUCAACUUCCUCAACCAAGAUAUUCGUGGUCUGACUAAUGUGACCCAGUUGGAGCAGCUGAACAAGCGUUACUGGUAUGUUUGUCAGGACUACACGGAAUGCAAGUACCCUCACCAGCCCAAACGCUUUCCAGAGAUCAUGAUGUGUCUGCCAGAAAUACGCUGCAUUGCAGGGAAGCUGGUCAAUAUUCCUUUGGAGCAGCUCCCCCUGCUUUUUAAGGCAGUAUUGCACUCCUGUAAGUCCAGUCUGAACAACUUCAGGACAGGCUCCUCCCCCUGUGUGAGUGUAAAGGGUACCGCCCCUGCCAACUAGCCCCACCCCUCGACAACACCCUCCCCAUCUAUUGCACGGGGGUGGGGUGUUAUUUGGGGUGGGAUGCCUGGUGUCUGACUCCUCCUCUCAUGAAUGUGACAAGAAACUACAGUAUUUUAUACAUUUAGUUUAGUUUAGUUUUUCUCUCUAUUUAUUACCAGACAGAGCUGAAUGUAUGUUGAUCCACACUGUGCACAUGCUUCUUUUUCAAAUGGAAAUGCACAAUUAGCACAGUGGAUUUCACACGCUUCAGUCCAACUGCGAUAUGUGACGGUGUAACCACUGAUCAGAUUAGAUCUACCACUUGCUUUUUAUUUUUUUGCGUUUAUUCACUUUUCUUUUGGGUGCUGAUAGGGGACAGAUAUGUAUGAAAAUAAUUAUGCUUUAUUGAACGACUACCUCAGGAAGAAACUGUUACACAUACUCUCACGGUUCGCGAUGCUCCGUGCUGAUCGGGAAGUUAACACUGACACUAUGCGUUUGAGUGUUUGAGUCUUGUCAUUUGUUUGUUCUGCAUGCAAAUACAUUUGCAUUGCACAGCAGUUCUCAAACACAGUAGUCAUGGAGAUUGUGAUUGUUUACACAAAAGAGAGGUGUAUGGAUAUUUUUCACAAUCAUAGGCUGGGGACAAAAUGAGGAUUCUACUUAACAGAAUAUGUCUGUUAAUAUUGAUUUUUUAUUUUAUUUUUUUCUUCUUUUUUUUCUUUUUUUUUACCAAAGUGUUAUGCAAAGUUGUAGGGAAGUGAGCACAGCUUUGCUCAACAAAUAAAUGAAGCCGUAAACUGGGGAAAAUAGCGCCUUUCAACAUCAAAUGCCACACUCUGCACAGUUUGCACACAGUUCAGCAUUGAAAUGUGGGUUACAUAGCAAGAAAUCAGUUUUUUAAACAGUAUUUUUUCUUGUUUUCCAGUAAAAAUAAAUAUCUAACCAUCUUUAAAACAUGACAAAUUUACUUUUGUCUUUAACUUUUGAAAGAUAAUAUGCAACUUUUUUUUUUAGGAGAAAUUAUAUCUUGAAUCAGUUAUUUUUUCUUAUUUUGCUUUUUUUUUUUUUUUUUUUUUUUAAGCAUA
This is a messenger RNA of Myxocyprinus asiaticus (Chinese sucker), 2529 nucleotides long. RefSeq names its product nuclear receptor subfamily 6, group A, member 1a (gene nr6a1a). NCBI's taxonomy places the organism in Eukaryota, Metazoa, Chordata, Actinopteri, Cypriniformes, Catostomidae. The record is from RefSeq and is a predicted model, not a curated record. Gene Ontology annotation, biological process: regulation of DNA-templated transcription. Gene Ontology annotation, molecular function: DNA-binding transcription factor activity; zinc ion binding; sequence-specific DNA binding. The transcript has 9 exons. Bases 65 to 1459 code for a protein of 464 amino acids.